Messenger RNA from Molossus molossus (Pallas's mastiff bat), 1698 nucleotides. It is a transcript of the gene TRIM14, whose product is annotated as tripartite motif containing 14. The record is from RefSeq and is a predicted model, not a curated record. Bases 1 to 1338 code for a protein of 445 amino acids. Gene Ontology annotation, molecular function: zinc ion binding; protein binding. Gene Ontology annotation, biological process: innate immune response. The transcript has 6 exons. Lineage: Eukaryota; Metazoa; Chordata; Mammalia; Chiroptera; Molossidae.
AUGGCGGGCGCAGGGGCGCUAAGCCGAACACCUGGGAUGUCGGGCCCCACGGAGUCCGAGGACACCUGCGGCUGGCGCUGCCCAGAGCACAGCGACCGCGUGGCCGAGCUCUUUUGUCGCCGCUGCCGGCAGUGCGUGUGCGCGCUUUGCCCCGUGCUGGGCGCGCACCGGGGCCACCCGGUGGGCCUGGCUUUGGAAGAGGCGGCGCACGUGAAGAAACUCACCCAAGAAUAUUUAAAGCAGCUGACAACCAAGAAGCAGCAGCAAGUUGGCAACAGAAACCAGAUAGAAGAUGCUGCUGAGCAGCUCAAGGCUCAUGCAGAGUCAAGUAAAACCUGGCUGACGGGGAAAUUCACUGAACUCAGAUUACUACUUGAUGAAGAAGAAGUGCUGGCCAAGAAAUUCAUUGAUAAAAAUACCCAGUUUGCCCUCCAGGCAUAUGGGGAUCAAAUCAGAUCUUGUGAGGACCAAAUUGACAUCUUGAGCAGUCUCUCCAACAGGGUCUGCAGUAUCAGCCAGGAGACCGAUCCUGUACAGCUGCUGCAGGUCUUCACAGCCACUGAGCAGGAGCUGAAGCAGCAGAUGAGCUUGGGGGAGAUGUGCCACCCCGUGCCCCAAUCCUUUGAGCCCAUCAAGACCUUCUUCAAGGGCCUUGUGGAAGCCAUGCAGAGGGUGAUACAGACACCACUAGAGGUUCGCUUAAAGGAAAACAUGAACUGCCGGCUCUCCAGCUUCUCUAGUACCAAGCUGGACUCCUUGUUGAAAAUCAGUCCCUCACCAGAGCGAUCGCUCUUCUUGAAAUAUGCGCGCACGCCCACGCUGGACCCGGACACGAUGCACCCGCGCCUGCGCCUCUCGGCCGACUGCCUGACGGUGCACCGCGCUCUGCUCAGCCGCCUGGGCUCCUCGGCCUCGCUGCGGUUCGACGCGCUGUGGCAGCUGCUGAGCCGCGACUGCUUUGCCGCCGGCCGCCACUACUGGGAAGUGGACGUGCAGGAGGCGGGCUGCGGCUGGUGGGUGGGCGCGGCCUACGCCUCCCUGCGGCGUCGAGGGUCCUCGGCCGCCGCCCGCCUGGGCUGCAACCGCCAGUCCUGGUGCCUCAAGCGCUACGAUCUCGAGUACUGGGCCUUCCACGACAGCCAGCGCAGCCGUCUGUGGCCCCGCGACGACCCCGACCGGCUGGGCGUCUUCCUGGAUUACGAGGCCGGCGUCCUCGCCUUCUACGACGUGUCCGACGGCAUGAGGCACCUCCACACCUUCCGUGCCGCGUUCCAGGAGCCGCUGUAUCCUGCCCUGCGGCUCUGGGAUGGGGCCAUCCGCAUCCCCCGGCUGCCCUAGGGGCUGAGACUGGAGUGACCGCCCGUAGGCUCUCCCGGACUCUGGUCACAGACGUGAGUGGUCCACUGCCUACUCUCUGAGCACACUCAUCGUCUCCCCCACCGGUCACACUUGUGCUCUAACAGUUCCUCUCUCGGGCUGGUUUCCAACAUGCCUUAAACAUAGGUCCUCUGCUGCUGCUCUCUCAUAAGACCUCCCCACCACCACCAGAGCACUUAAGCAACACUGUUUUUAGUCCAAGUUCCCAAAAGGACAUUUGCAGGUGAGCGCUGAGCAUCCUAACCAAUCACAGUACAUUAUCCUUAGCCUGAGACUUCCUCCUUCAUACAGAAGCCAAACCGCUUGGCACAUAGUAGGUGC